AUGUCGACACCCACCCGACGACGUCUUAUGCGUGAUUUCAAGCGUCUUCAAAGCGAUCCCCCAGGUGCCCCAUGUCCAGACAAUAUCAUGAUGUGGAACGCUGUUAUCUUUGGUCCUUCCGAUACCCCCUUUGAAGAUGGCACAUUCAAGCUGGUGCUUCAAUUUGAUGAAACCUAUCCCAACAAGCCUCCUUCUGUCAAGUUUGUGUCAAAGAUGUUCCAUCCCAAUGUCUAUGCAAACGGCGAAUUGUGUCUUGAUAUCCUUCAAAAUCGUUGGAGUCCUACUUAUGAUGUCGCUGCCAUUCUCACCAGUAUUCAAUCGCUGCUGCACGAUCCCAACCCCAACUCACCUGCCAAUGCCGAAGCUGCCAACCUUUAUCGUGAAAAUAGAAAGGAGUAUGUGAGGAGAGUGCGUGAAACCGUCGAGUCUUCCUGGGAGUAA
Molecule: messenger RNA, 441 nt
Organism: Lichtheimia ornata
Lineage: Eukaryota; Fungi; Mucoromycota; Mucoromycetes; Mucorales; Lichtheimiaceae
Product: ubiquitin-conjugating enzyme E2 2
Exons: 4
Coding region: 1-441 (146 amino acids)
Biological process (GO): protein polyubiquitination; proteasome-mediated ubiquitin-dependent protein catabolic process; DNA repair
Cellular component (GO): HULC complex
Molecular function (GO): ubiquitin conjugating enzyme activity
Source: RefSeq, a predicted model, not a curated record